AUGGCGCCCAAGGCAGCAGAGCGUCGCCAGAGGGAGUUAGCUGCACAAAAAGCUCGCGCUGAAGCUUUAAAACAUCUUGCCAUUACUGGAAGUGGUCCCAGUCAGCGUGAACUGCUGAAGCAGCAGCAGCUCCGACAAAAGCAGACCGCAAAUACUAGGUCUUGCUUAGCUCAGCGUCGCGUGCUGGGCGCGCAAUCUCAGGAGCCGUCAGCUACCGACAAAUUCGAUCCCCGACUUAGAGACAAUACGCUGCAUGUGUUGGCAUUGAGACGUGCUCGAGAUUUGCAACAGACGCAGCACGUUGAUCAAAGAACGGAGGUUUACCAUUUAGAGGUUAAGGCCCCAGAAAAUCAAUACAGUACGCCGCCUAUGGAGUGGGAGAAGGUUGAAAAUUUGGCUUCAGGAAAUUUGUAUCAUUGGAAUGAGAGAACUAACGAGACGUUGUGGGAGCAACCCGGAAACUCAGAAGUACAAACAAAGGAAUUGGCCGAUGGAUGGGAAGCUUUGCCUGAUGUAACCAGCGGAGAUAUUUACUACUGGAAUCAGAAGACGAAUGAAACGACGUGGAUACGGCCUGUUGCUUCAUCGGUUGCACGUGUGUCUCUGGCACAAGCUAUAGAAGCGAAAGCAAAACUCGACAACAUUUUAAAAGGCUCUAAAAACAUCGGUGAGAAUAUAAGCGCGAACGACCAACUUAAAUUGCAAAAUAUCAACAAACGGGAAGUGGAAGAUAAUUACAGUGAAGCAGACUCUAUCUAUACGUAUGGACAUGGACAGAAGAGGCGCAAGUGUCUUUUAAUGAAGCUACACAUUCUCCUGGACAACGAAUUGGAGACAGAUGCACUAAUGUGGCUCGAAGACGGCUUGCAUUUUAUCGUUCAGCAGAAAAAAGAGAUUAAGCUGGCACAGCUUCUUGGGCUUCGAGUGUGCUCGCUUCACCAGGUGCUAGAAGCGCUUAACUUUGAUUACGCAGAGGAGGAUCAUGAAAGUUACACUGUUUAUCGUCAUCAAUACUUUCUUCGCGGAAAUUCGAACGAAAUUGAUCAGAUCAUCCCCGCAGAAAAAUACCUUGCGAUGCCAAAUAUUGCCUACAGUUCAGAGCUUAAACCGCUGGAGGUUCGACUAAGCCUUGCCGACUCCAGGGUGCAGUCGUGUGAGGUCACCAUCGCGCCAAGCCACCAGCUCAACAAAACAAUCGAGUUAAGGGAUGCUUCUUAUUAUCAAGAGGUUGCUGGCUUCAAUGUCAGCAUGAAAGAAAACUCGUGGGGUGAUAAAGUCGAUUUUUUGGAUGAAUGGAGCAACCAUGACAUGAACUCGCCACUGUGGUGGUCUCAGCGCAGCGAUUUUUCCACUAUCUGUACAGAUGAACUUUCAGAAAUGGACACGCUCUCUCAGAUUAGUGCCUACUAUGAGUAG
Molecule: messenger RNA, 1416 nt
Organism: Plasmopara halstedii
Lineage: Eukaryota; Oomycota; Peronosporomycetes; Peronosporales; Peronosporaceae
Product: WW domain
Exons: 5
Coding region: 1-1416 (471 amino acids)
Molecular function (GO): protein binding
Source: RefSeq, a predicted model, not a curated record